Molecule: messenger RNA, 3048 nt
Organism: Nematostella vectensis (starlet sea anemone)
Lineage: Eukaryota; Metazoa; Cnidaria; Anthozoa; Actiniaria; Edwardsiidae
Product: synaptic vesicle 2-related protein
Exons: 15
Coding region: 170-1681 (503 amino acids)
Biological process (GO): transmembrane transport
Cellular component (GO): membrane
Molecular function (GO): transmembrane transporter activity
Source: RefSeq, a predicted model, not a curated record
CCGGUACCUGUCCGUCCGUCGAAUUGUAUAAUGUUUUCAUGGUUAUUCUACGCUACAAAUAUGUCUCUACAAAACAACUUGUAGAAUUGAAAUGAGGAGUCUUAAAGUAAAUGUGUCGGGAACACUUAAAACAAAUAUUGGAAUAGAUACUGUUUAGACAUUUAUCUAUAUGGAUAUCUCCGAAAAGAAAGAAAUUGUGUUGAACGAAGAGAAAGAAGAAGAAGAAGAAGAAGAAGAAGAAGAAGAAGAAGAAGAUGAUGAUGAUGAUAAUGAUAUUCUGGUUGAAGACCAAGAGAAGGAAGACAAAGAGCUGACUUACACGGUGGAGGAUGCGAUCGACAGACUGGGCUACGGCUUAUUUCAGAUCAAGCUCUUGCUUAUGAUCGGUUUUGCUUGGAUGGCAGACUCCAUGGAAAUCACCAUACUCGCUAUCAUGUGUCCCGCUAUUCGCUGCGAAUGGAAUCUUUCCACGUGGGCUGAAGCCUUGAUUACAACGGUUGUUUUUGCUGGGAUGACAGUCAGUACGUUCUUUUGGGGCUAUGUGUCAGAUAGAUAUGGCCGUCGAAAGGAGGUCAUCUGGUGCACGCUGGUCGUGUUUGUAGGAGGCUUCACAAGCACAUUUUCUCCUAAUUACUACUGGAUGGUCUUCCUCAGGGGCGUAGUCGGUGUUGGGAUGGGUGGGGUCGCACAAUGUAUUAAUCUGUGGAUGGAGUUUCUACCUUUUAAAAACAGAGGGGGGCUCAUCAGCGUCUUGUCGCUCGCGUGGUCUUUCGGGACGUGUCUAGAGAUCGCAAUAGCUGUUCUUGUGAUGCCGUCUCUUGGCUGGAGAUGGCUACUCUUUCUGUCGUCACUUCCGCUUAUCGUUUUUCUAGGUUUUAUGAAGUAUAUCCCCGAGUCUCCGCGGUUUUGCAUAAGUGCAGGAGAUCACGAGCGAGCCCUAAGUAUCCUAAAAACGAUUGCUAAGGACAAUAAAGGGACACUUCCCGAAGGCAAACUCGUAGCUUCUGAUACUCCCAAGGUUCAUCGAGGAAAUUUUCUUGAUCUUUUUAGUGCCAAUUACAGGGUAUCUACAAUAUUGUUAUGGUUUAUAUGGUUUAGUAGUCAUUUCAUAAUUUAUGGCAUCGCACUCAUCACGACCGAAAUGUUCUCACGUGAAGACCGCUGUCGAGGUAUUUUAUUUAGUGAAGAAGAAAGACGCAUAGAUGGUCAAGGCGGAUGCAAGCAGCUUGGCACACACGACUACCUGCAUUACUUUGUGGUUAUGUCAGGGGAUUUACUAGGUCUAUUGCUGUGCUUUUUGACGAUCGAUAGACUGGGCCGGAAGAAGGUGCAGGCCAUUGCUUUCUUCUUUAACUUCGUCUUCCUAGCGCUUCUAUUUAUUUGUACCGAAAGCCGUUCUAGUACCACUUUCUUCCUGUACGGAUCACGACUGUUCAUCAGUGUUGCUGAUCUCGCGGGCUAUGUUUACACGCCAGAGGUAUACCCUACGGCAAUACGAGGGAUUGGGCUCGGCGCGUGUAAUGGAAUCGCUAGGAUUGGUUGCAUGCUGACGCCAUACGUUGCCAUGGUUCUGAUGCCUUUGUCUGUUAACAUAUCCCUAUCAUUCUACGCUGGUUUCGCUGUGUUAGGCGUGGUCGCCUGCGUUAUGUUGCCCAUAGAAACGAAAGAUAGACUAGUCUGACGUGGUACAGCGAGAAAUAGAUGCUAUUUAAAGUUGUUGCCAUGGCAGUUUGUGAUUGUGCCAGCAACACGAUAUUGGUUCAUACAGGAGCUUUUUUUACUUAGAUGGAAUGCAUUGCGCGCCCAGUUCUGCGCACAAUCGCGCUGUUUUUUUUGUUGGAAAAAAAAUGCGCAAUUGAUCGUGCACUCAGUAAAAUUACAUGGUUUGCUUAAAAAGAUACACAAUUUCCCGAUUUUGCUUUUUUAAUCAGUUUUUGUUAUGUUGCACACGAUUGUCACGGUGGUCACGUGGUCCUCCUCUCUCCCACGGGCUCGAAUUAGUAACGUUCCUAUCAGUGGCGGAUCCGGGGUGGUGACGGGGGUGACGUCAUUUCCCUUGUUGGGCGAAAAAAAAAAGCAUUGUUGAAAAAAAAAACAUAAAUCGUUGCAAAUUGUUACAGCCGAAUUAGAUGUAUCGUGAUGCUAUUCACCGGACGAAAACUAGACAAUCGUUCGCGACAGAAAGCCAGGCCACUGCACUACGCGAAACAGGGCAGUAAUUAUGAAUCAGAAUUGUCUGACUGGCGGAACAGAAAAACCGAAGACCUCAUAAGGGUUAGCACUUUUCAACAACAAUUUUUCAACCCUAAAAGAUAGCACAUUGGGUGUGGUCGAAGCAAUUUCUAACCCUAAGCUCUAAAAUCACUGUGAGACCCCCUAAGGGAUAGCAAUAUCAUAAGAAUUUUAUAGCAGUUGGUUGAAUCAAGAGAGCAUAAGAUAUCUUAUGCUCUCUUGGUUGAAUUUAAUGCCCUCAAAGAUAGGGCGAUCAACCCUAUCGUCUACUUUUAUGGAGAGCCCCCUGGCGGGCUUUGCUAUACAUAGAACUCGGCUGUAACGGAUCAAGAUGUGCCUUACUUAUUUUUUUCUUUUUAGUAUCUAUAUAACUUUUUUUCUAAAUAUAUGCACUCGUAUAUAUUACCACACGCUAGAUGCAGCGCAACUGGCAUUUGGCAACCGUCAAAAUUGCCUCGUCCCCACGAGCGCAAAAACCGGAGGUCCCAUCCGUCGCAGGGAGCGUCGAAACUUAGUCUGCACUAAUCUCUAAAGGUUUUUUUGCCGAGGUCGAACACGUAGAAUAGGGCAAAAAACGUGCCAUUAACAUCAAAAACAGAGCAAAAAAAUUACAUAUCUCCGGGCAGAGAAAACUAGUUAAGGACUUUUUUUUACCCUUUCAAAAUCUACGCAGCCACAGGUACUCGAUAUAUUUUUUCGCUCGCUGGAAUGACGUUGCCAAAUUUAUUGUGGUCAAGCAUAUUACCACGAAAAUAUUUGUUUUUCGCCCUAUGGUCACCGUAAAUAUCAACAGGGACAAAUAAAGAGCUUGGGCUA